Molecule: messenger RNA, 540 nt
Organism: Wallemia mellicola CBS 633.66
Lineage: Eukaryota; Fungi; Basidiomycota; Wallemiomycetes; Wallemiales; Wallemiaceae
Exons: 2
Coding region: 1-540 (179 amino acids)
Cellular component (GO): nucleus
Source: RefSeq, a predicted model, not a curated record
AUGAAGUGCUCAAAGGAUCUUACCCAUACAGUCGCAGAAUUGUGCGGUGAAACCAACUUUGUUGACGUGCAUGUUACCCCUAGAAUGCUUGGUGGUAAAGGUGGUUUCGGUGCUCAGUUGCGUUCUGCUGGUGGCAGGAUGAGGUCAAAUCGUAAUCACAACACAGACGCCUGUAGAGACCUCUCAGGGCGUCGUAUAUCAACUCUCAAGGAAGCACAAAAAGUUGCUGAUUACCUCGAAUCAUCUGAAGAACGUGAAAAGAAGCUCAAGCAGGAGAAAUUAGAUAAGGUAGAAGCAAUGGAGAAAAAACUCGAACAACAACCCCAAAAGAGGAGACUGGAUGACGACCAGUUUUUUGAGAAAAAUAAAGAUAUGAACGAUAACGUAAGAUCAUCUGUCGCCAAAGGUCUCUUAGCAAAGAGACGUAAAAAACAAGCAUCAACGGAUAAUGCCGAAGCAAGCACAUCCAAGAGCUCAACAACCAGCGCUCCAGCUAAGGUAGUUGAAGAAUCUUCAAAAUCACUUCAAGCAAGUGCUUGA